GCUGCCUCUAUCCCAGAUUACCGUGGUCCUAAUGGAGUGUGGACGCUGCUUCAGAAAGGGAGAAGCGUGAGUGCUGCUGACCUGAGUGAAGCUGAGCCUACCCUCACACACAUGAGCAUCACCCGUUUACAUGAGCAAAAGCUGGUGCAGCACGUGGUGUCUCAGAACUGUGACGGGCUCCACCUUCGGAGCGGCCUGCCACGCACGGCCAUCUCAGAACUCCACGGGAACAUGUAUAUCGAAGUGAGCAGUCUCACGGGGAUGCAGGGCCUGAGUGCCAGGCAGGCCCACUCACUGUGCCCUCUUGUUCUCAGGUCUGCACCUCCUGCAUCCCCAACCGGGAGUAUGUGCGCACGUUCGAUGUGACAGAGCGUACUGCCCUCCACCGGCACCAGACAGGCCGGGCCUGCCACAAGUGUGGGACUCAGCUCCGGGACACCAUUGUGCACUUUGGGGAGAGGGGGACAUUGGGGCAGCCCCUGAACUGGGAAGCAGCCACUGAGGCUGCCAGCAGAGCAGACACGAUCCUGUGCUUAGGCUCCAGCUUGAAGGUACUGAAGAAAUACCCUCGCCUAUGGUGCAUGACCAAGCCCCCCAGCCGGCGGCCCAAGCUCUACAUUGUGAACCUACAGUGGACCCCAAAGGACGACUGGGCUGCCCUGAAGCUUCAUGGGAAGUGUGAUGAUGUCAUGCAGCUGCUCAUGGGUGAGCUGGGCCUGGAGAUUCCCCUCUACAACAGGUGGCAGGAUCCCAUCUUCUCCCUGGCGACGCCCCUGCGUGCUGGUGAAGAAGGCAGCCACAGUCGGAAGUCGCUGUGCAGGAGCAGAGAAGAGGCCCCGGCCGGGGAGCAACGGGGAGCCCCUCACAGCUCAGCGUCCAUCCGGGGGGGCUGGUUUGGCAGGGGCUGUGCUAAACGGGCAAAACGGAAGAAGGCGGCGUGACCUGUUGCUGCGGGAAGAACAGUUGGCACUUUGCAGGUGGCGGGCGGGAGCUGCCGGGCCCCUCACCGCGCCGGCCGGCGGGCUGCCCCGUCCCUGCGGGCAGGCGGCCGCCCAGGGCUUGCCAGCAGGGCCGCGCCGGCCCGCCGCCAGUCUCAGGGCCCCUUCCUACCGCUCCCCACUGCGUCGAUCACUUUAUAGAAACUUACGCCAGGGGCGGUUCCGAGCCUUGAUUA
Messenger RNA from Dipodomys ordii (Ord's kangaroo rat), 1174 nucleotides. RefSeq names its product sirtuin 7 (gene Sirt7). The record is from RefSeq and is a predicted model, not a curated record. NCBI's taxonomy places the organism in Eukaryota, Metazoa, Chordata, Mammalia, Rodentia, Heteromyidae. The transcript is spliced from 6 exons. Bases 582 to 941 code for a protein of 119 amino acids.